Suhomyces tanzawaensis NRRL Y-17324 is the source of this 357-nucleotide messenger RNA. RefSeq names its product ribonuclease P/MRP protein subunit. Gene Ontology annotation, biological process: intronic box C/D snoRNA processing; rRNA processing; tRNA 5'-leader removal. Lineage: Eukaryota; Fungi; Ascomycota; Pichiomycetes; Serinales; Debaryomycetaceae. The coding region runs from base 1 to 357 and encodes 118 amino acids. Gene Ontology annotation, cellular component: nucleolar ribonuclease P complex; ribonuclease MRP complex. Gene Ontology annotation, molecular function: RNA binding. The record is from RefSeq and is a predicted model, not a curated record. The transcript has a single exon.
AUGACUCUCAUCAAGCACAGCCCGAAUACCACGCUUAAGACGAAUAGCGAGCAGAGUACGACCUUCCUUGUCAAGCUGUCCACGCCGUUUGUGUCUGCAGUCAAGCGGAUAGACAAGAUGUUCACCAGGACCCGUUCGGAUACUGUGGUGGUCAAAGGUAUGGGAAAAGCCAUGGAGAAGACAUUGGGCAUUGGGGGAACAUUCGAUGACAAGUUGGGCUACAGCGUGGGGUACUACACUGGAAGUGUAGAAGUGUUGGAUGAGGUGGUCGACGAGGAAGACGAAGCCCACGAAAGUGUGUACAAGAAGAGGAUGGUCAGUUAUGUGGAGUUGAGGAUACGAAAGGAUAGAAAGUAA